AUUAUAGACGGUCCUCAUAGCUUACAUAUACAGCGCACUAGUGCCUGGCAGUCGCUUACCCAGGUAGAAAUUCCUGAAACCGCUACCUACCUGACCCGGUAGUAACAGCCGGGCGACAUUUCACUCGCACAACUAGGAUCUUGAGUUAGAUUGUCCGUAGUAAGCAGAAAUGGGCAGUGCUGCGCAAAUGUUCGCCGCGACUCGGCGGCAUUCUUACUUCGCUGGUUCGCUGGUUCUCCUUCUUAUUGGCGUCGCGUCCGCGGCUGGGCCUUACACGGUCUACACGUAUGCAAACUCGCAAGUGAUUGCCUCCACGCUGCGCUUGUCUCUUGUGGAGACGAACCUCAAGUACCUCACGCCGGGUGGCCUCGCCCGCAAGAACCCCAUCCAGACCACCUCGCAGCCUAGCGCCGCGCAGCUUGCGGGCGCUGAUGCCUACGUAAUCCUCUCGAACCGCUACUACUCGUACUGGGACACUGAGAAGAUGGGCUCCAGCCCCAACAAGGUCCGCGACCUGAAGGACUGGGUGAACGCCGGCGGCUCUCUGGUUCUGCUGGACGGCUACUCGACCGCCUCGGGCACCAACACCUUUGUCCAGCUCAUUGACGCCGUGCUGGGCACCAAGGCGGGCUCGGGCUGCACCGGUGCACUGUACAACGGCAACGUCAACGUGUACCGCCGCGCCAACUCUAGCUCGCCCUUUGGCAAAAUUACCAGCCCCCUCCUCGUCAAGGGCUCCAGCCGUGGCGAGUCGGGCCUGACGGGCUGCACCAGCGGCGCCGUGCUGUUCAGCUCCAACCCCGACAAGAUGACUAAGGCCGUGACCGCCUCGGCCAUCACCUGGAGUGUGGGCAAGGGCGCCAUCACCUUCAUCGGCUCAAGCUUCGCGAUGCCCCACCUGAAGGGUUACGAAGACAUGAGCGGUGUUGCCGUCACCCUGGCCAACUUCAACCGCACCGGCGCGUCGCCCUCUCCCUCUCCCAAGGCUUCGCCCUCUCCCAAGGUGUCGCCGUCGCCUUCCCCGAAGGCAUCGCCCUCCCCUUCCCCCAAGGCGUCCCCCUCUCCCUCGCCUUCGCCCAAGGCGUCCCCCUCCCCCUCUCCCUCUCCCAAGGCUUCCCCCUCUCCCUCUCCCUCGCCUUCUCCCUCGCCUUCCCCCAAGGCUUCUCCCUCGCCCUCGCCUUCUCCGAGCGUGCAGCCCGCGUCCAAGCCCUCUCCCUCUCCCUCUCCGUCACCGAGCCCGAGCCCCUCGCCCAGCCCCUCCCCCUCCCCUUCUCCUUCUCCUUCUCCUUCUCCUUCUCCUUCUCCUUCUCCUUCUCCUUCUCCCAAGCCCUCUCCCUCGCCCAGCCCCUCACCUAGCCCCUCGCCCAAGCCUUCUCCCUCUCCUAGCCCCUCGCCGUCCCCGUCUCCUUCGCCCAAGGUCUCUCCCUCUCCUAGCCCGUCGCCUUCUCCUAGCCCCUCUCCCAAGGCUUCCCCGUCUCCUGCCAAGAAGCCGUCCCCUCCGCCUCCUGUUGAGGAGGGUGCGCCGCCUCCUAUCGAGGGUCCCCCGCCCAUGGAGGAGGCCGCGCCGCCCCCCCCUAAGAAGAAGACUGGUUAGGGGGCGCGCAGGACGCUGCGUGGGGUUGUGAUGCACACGCAUUCUGAGCCAUUCUUAGCAGCUGCGGGCAGGCAGUCCACGUUCAUGCCACACAACUUAUGCAUGGAAUGCUGUCGGCAAAUGGACAAGGGGGCGCGCGGGCAUGAUUGAUUGAUCAGCCAAGAAUGAUUCUAGGCAAUUCAUAGCUGCAAUAACAUUGAUUGAUUGCGUUAGCGGCUUAGGCGGGCAGACACUAGACGAGUGGACGGUGCACGGCAGGUCAGCAGUAGUCAGUUUGGGGCCUGAUGCAGCACUGCUUCUGCCAGGACAUGUGACAUGGUAGUGUGCACUUGGCAACCGACGAGUCUUGGACAUCAAAUGACGCGAGAUACAGCUGCGGACAGGGGCCAAGAAUGGCAGGACGGGAGUUGUCUGCCUGCACGUUUCUGCUGCAACUUGACGGAACAAAAAACUGUAAGACACUGAUACU
This is a messenger RNA of Chlamydomonas reinhardtii, 2063 nucleotides long. RefSeq lists its product as uncharacterized. The transcript has 4 exons. The record is from RefSeq and is a predicted model, not a curated record. Bases 170 to 1594 code for a protein of 474 amino acids. Lineage: Eukaryota; Viridiplantae; Chlorophyta; Chlorophyceae; Chlamydomonadales; Chlamydomonadaceae.